Ruditapes philippinarum (Manila clam) is the source of this 621-nucleotide messenger RNA. Its product is annotated as jerky protein-like. The coding region runs from base 1 to 621 and encodes 206 amino acids. Gene Ontology annotation, molecular function: DNA binding. The transcript has 2 exons. The record is from RefSeq and is a predicted model, not a curated record. NCBI's taxonomy places the organism in Eukaryota, Metazoa, Mollusca, Bivalvia, Venerida, Veneridae. Gene Ontology annotation, cellular component: nucleus.
AUGUUGUAUAAAGGAAUUGUUGAUAACCGCAAACGGGAGAUGACGGGUGACGAUCGACGAGCUUGUGAAAACUUGCCGUUACAAAAAUACAUAUCUUACCACUUUCUGCUUAGGGAUUCCUUGAUCAGUAAUGGUUGUUUGGAAAAACCAGGUUGUAUUUGGAAUGCGGAUGAAACUGGCUUCAACAUUGGUGCAAACAAGAGCAAAGUUAUAGGUCCAUCCCGUAAGGAUAUUCCUGUGCCUCAAAUAAGCGCUGGAAAGCAACGUCUAACUGUGAUGUACUGUGGCAAUGCAUCAGGACAAAUGAUGCCACCAUUAUUUGUUUUUCCUGAGCCCAAACCUAGAGCAUAUGAUCCAUUAAAUAGAGCUCCAGAAGGAAAUUAUAUUGCCUAUACGAAGAAAGGCCGGAUGGACGGCACAACAUUUUCAAAAUUUAGUGAUCACUUCGAUAAGGUUGCUGGUAUUGAGCGACCUGUUGUGUUACUUUUAGACAAUGUUGGCAGUCACAUUAGCCAAGAAGUGUUUGUGAAAGCAAAGAAAAAGGACAUUUUGCUGUAUCGCAUUGUCCCCAAUACGACACAUUUGAUGCAACCCUUUGAUAAGGUGUAUUCGGUCCUUUGA